Molecule: messenger RNA, 1749 nt
Organism: Malassezia restricta
Lineage: Eukaryota; Fungi; Basidiomycota; Malasseziomycetes; Malasseziales; Malasseziaceae
Product: avl9 protein
Exons: 3
Coding region: 1-1749 (582 amino acids)
Cellular component (GO): cytoplasm
Source: RefSeq, a predicted model, not a curated record
AUGGCGUCUGCUGGACAAGAUAAUGAUGCCAAUUUUGAUAAUUCCAUCAUUUUAGGUGUGGUUGUUGUGGACUUUAAUCAUCUAGUGGGCCCUCAGAUUGAAUACGCAUAUCCACGGGAGCUUGAAUCGAAUGAAGAGCUUGGAACACAGCUUCCGUUCAUGGCCCUACCGGAUGGUAGUCAUAUGUCUGAUGAGGAUUACUCUUACUUUCAUCUGCUAUGUCGUUCUCUGCGCCCUAGCACUAUUUUUGGCAUUUCGUGCAACCGGCAAAUCCAAGCAGAUGAUUUGAUCAACAAGGGCUCAGACGUGAAGCGCAGUAUGGUGCAAAAGGCCAUUGUUAUUCUCGCUAUGCAGCCUAUUUUUGGACCUUUACGCACGAAGCUUGGAAUGGUAACGCGUGCUUUCUUUGCACAACGUGAUUUAAAUAAUGUCAAACUUCUCGAGGAGUUUUAUGAGACUCUUGAGUCAGGCGUGCAUCGUUCUCCAGCUAAAGAUAAAAGUAUUUCAUCUGAUGAGGAUGGAAAUACAUUAUAUAUGGGCACAUCUAUUCGAGAGUGUGUGCAUAAAUGGCGAUUCCGAACCCUGAUGCUCCUGAAGCUCAUCUUAUUACAGAAACGCAUUAUGGUGUAUGGAUACCCAGUCGAACAUUUGUGUACAUUGCAGUACAGUCUUGUUUCUUUAAUACCUGCGCUACUUCCACACCUCCAAGAUGCGGCCGCCCCGGAAUUGAAUACAUUGUCCCGGGAUCGUGUCAAGGCCGAGUCGCUUCGUAUGUCAGAUCGAGACAGUUUACUUGCUUACAUGGGACUGCCUCUGCCUUUAUUUAGCCAUGACGCAUUUUUUCAGCCAUACUGCCCAUUACAGCAGAUUGACAAUCUCCGGUGCAAGACAUGGCUGAUCGGCACAACUAAUCAGAUUUUCAAGCACCAGAAAACGUCGCAGCCCGACGUAAUUGUGGAUCUGUACAAGAUGCAGCUCUCUUUCCUGGAUCCAACUUUGCAUAAUCUCGUAUCACUCACACCGGCCGAUCGAAAAUGGAUGGAUGACGUGAUUAAUGUGGUGCAGUCCACAUGGAAUAGCGCCGAUCCAGCACAGCCGGUACAAAUGCAGUACAAGGGAAGUGACGACUAUCUUCGUGCACGUUUUGAAGAGUACGUGUUUGGCUUACUAUCUACCGCCAAGUAUUGUGAAUUGCAUCCAUCAGCUGGAGAAGCAUCCUCACUAUUAUCUUUUGGCUCCGACUUUGUCGAAGCGUUCCGGCAAACGUCCGUGUUUCAAACAUGGCAUCAGUUCACUGACGAGACAUUAUGUGAAUUGAUUCCUGGCCAGCAUCCAUGCUCAGGAAAGACGACGGUACUAUCAGACGUGGCGAUCCGACUCCAAGCCGGCAUUAAUGAUCUCAACUUGGAAGAGAACCUCGGACCAACACGGGAGCGCAUCGGUGCAGCAUGGCAGGCAGGUAGUGCGAGUCUAUUGCGGGCUGCGCAUACAUGGCGCCAGGAUCUUGGUCGUAUGACUGCAUCUUAUUCAAGAAAUGACACGGAAUCUGGCGAAUCGACGCCCAAGCUUUCAAAUGCUUUAUCUGCAUGGCAGGCAACAAGUUCCCAGGGGGCCGCGGCAUUAAGUCAAUUCGGAUCAUACUUGUCGUCCAAGCAACGGGAAUGGUACGGAAGCUUUACCAAGUCUUCUGACAAAAAUGAUGACUCUAUGGCAGCAGAGAACAAAGAGUCUCCUCAAAAACAUACAUAG